This is a messenger RNA of Diatraea saccharalis (sugarcane borer), 1169 nucleotides long. Lineage: Eukaryota; Metazoa; Arthropoda; Insecta; Lepidoptera; Crambidae. The record is from the annotation of a GenBank genome assembly.
CGAAACUAAAUUGACUUUUGAAUUAAAUAAUUUCUAUGGAUAAGUUUUGAAUACAUAACUUAAAUACAAUUUAAAACUAUUAAGAAUCUCAUUCUUCAUAAUUAUGUUGAUACAGAGCUGAUAACUGUUUAGUUUUUAUGAAUACUUAUAUAAAAAGAGGUUAACCAAGUUAAGUGAGCAACAUGAAGUUGGAUUGCCUUAAAAACGGCUACCGCGAAAGCCGGCGAGUCAUUUCGAUCCAACCAACGAUGUCGGAGGUUGCUAACAGCUGGCCAGUUGACGAAAAUUGUUUGUUCGAUAUGGACGCGUGUUAUGAAACAUUUGACAAAGAUGGGGAUGGCAAGUUGAACUUUGAGGAGUUCCGGCUGAUCUGCAAGGCACUGUUCCGUAACGACAAAGGGCACAUCUACCCGCUGUCUGAGGAGCGAGCUCGCCACAUCUUCCAGGUGUUCGACAAGAAUGGUGACGGGUUCAUCGACAAAGACGAGUUCACCUUCUGCUGGAACCAUUGGAUUAAAGUGAUAGUGCGUCCUAUAAGUGCAUUCCUGAUUGUCGAUGUACAGAACGACUUCAUCUCCGGCACCCUCAACAUUAGUGAGUGUAACGCUCAACAAGAUGGUAGUGAGGUGGUGGAGCCGAUUAACAGACUUUUGGAGACCGUGCCGUUCGACGCAGUGUUCUACUCACUGGAUUGGCAUCCGCCCGACCACGUGUCCUUCAUAGACAAUGUUCAUAUGAGGGAAUUGCAUCCUUCCAGUCCGGUGGUAGAUGGCGCUGUGAAGGUAUAUAAGGGUACAAACCCGGAGGUGGAUUCAUAUUCUGUGUUCUGGGACAACAAGAAGCUGGCAGACACUAGUCUCAUCUCGCAGCUGCGCAUGCGCAACGCUACCGAUAUAUAUAUCUGCGGGCUCGCUUACGAUGUAUGCGUCGGAGCGACAAUCGCGGACGCGCUCGCCAUCGGGUACCGCGCGGUGCUGAUAGACGACGCGAGCCGCGGCGUCGACCUCGCCGACAUCAAGAGCACCAAAGCCACCAUUCUCAACAACAACGGCGUCAUCGUACACUCACACGAGGUAGCGGCUAUGGUGGACGGUCGCGACAGACGACCAGAGCUUGGCUACAAGCUCGCCAUGGAACUGAAAAACGCCAUCAACGACAAACUGAACUAA